Messenger RNA from Malurus melanocephalus (red-backed fairy wren), 835 nucleotides. It is a transcript of the gene MRPS6, whose product is annotated as mitochondrial ribosomal protein S6. Gene Ontology annotation, biological process: translation. Gene Ontology annotation, molecular function: structural constituent of ribosome; small ribosomal subunit rRNA binding. NCBI's taxonomy places the organism in Eukaryota, Metazoa, Chordata, Aves, Passeriformes, Maluridae. Gene Ontology annotation, cellular component: ribosome; mitochondrial small ribosomal subunit. The transcript has 3 exons. The record is from RefSeq and is a predicted model, not a curated record. Bases 15 to 407 code for a protein of 130 amino acids.
CUGCCAGCUCUAAGAUGCCCCGCUAUGAACUGGCUUUGAUCGUGAAAGCCAUGCAGAGGCCUGAGACAGCUGCCGUGCUCAAACGCACCGUGGAGGCUCUGAUGGAGAGAGGAGCCGUGGUGAGGAACCUGGAGAACCUGGGGGAGAGGGCCCUGCCCUACAAAAUCUCCAAGCACAAGGAGCGCCAMAAGAGAGGAGGGUAUUUCCUGAUCGACUUGGAGGCCCCYCCAUCCCUGGUGGCCCCCAUGAUGGAGCAUCUGGGCCGGGACAUCGAUGUCAUCAGGAGGAAUUUCAUCAAACACCCCAYACCCAGGGCAGAAGAAUGCGGCGGYAUUGUCCCUGUCAGCCCUGAAGAAAAACUCACAGCCAGGAAAAACCGAAAAUCCCAAACUUUGGAAACUUCUUAACCCAUUUUUUAUCGCUGCUUUGGAAAGGAAUUGUGAUAAUUGCCGUCUGCCCCAAAACAGAAUCCCCGUGGGCCGUGGGAUGUGUGUGGUCUAUCACAGCAUCUUCAUCCUCGUAACAAAUCUUUUUGUCUGAAAUAAUUGGGGUAGUUUUAAUCUGGGUGCUUAUCUUGCUAUUUGACAACUCUGCAAAUUGAUUUGCUUUUCUCUCUGAGCGUUACACCAAUAAUGAAGAUUUCUCCAGCAGCAGGAUAUUAUAAAUAGAUUUUUUUUUCCAGAGAUUACUCCAGAAUAUGGAUAUUUACAGAAGAGAUUAGGAAGUCUGCAGUGUAAAUAUAGAAAUAGAGGAUGUGAUUUGAUGGAGGCUUGUUUUGGGGGCAAAACAAGGCAAUAAAAGUGGUUAAAAAUAAAACCUGACUUUAUUUUAUUCU